GGCCGCGGGCAGGUCCCGCCGUGGCGGUGUGAGCGGGCGGCGGUGCGAGCGGGCGGCGGUGCGCUGCUCCUCCGGGGUCUGUAGCGAGCCGGCGGGCAAACGUGUGCUCAAAUAUCGUCCCCCUGCUCCGUCCUGACAGUUCCACAAACACACCCCCACACCCAGUAGCCCCCUCCUGAGCUCCGUGGAGGAUGUUCCCCCACACAGACACAGCCCCGUUGAGGUGUAGGUCAGGAGAAGGGUUUUAUUGCCGCCGCUGUUGCCGCUGUGAUAGCGCUUUCUCUCUUGUGUUUACAGCUUCUGUAAGGGAGAGACGCUCAGAGGAAGAACCAGGAUCCCUGGGCUGUAUAAACAAGGAAAGCAGGAGUCCAUCCGAGCAAAGCUGGAAGGAUUUCACCUUGUUGCUGUUUGUUGCGGGAGGUUUGCUGUCCCCCCGCCCCGGGCACUAUCCAGCUGAGGGUUUGUUUCAUUGCUUCCUCCAUAACCGGCCAGAAGAAAAGCGAUUUACGUGUUAGAGGAGAUUUUUGUCGUGGUCUCUGCAAGAAAGAGAGCAGCACCGGUCUUGGAGCGGGAGGGAGAUACGAUCAGCUGAGGUUUUCCCCACCUCCGGCUGAGUUGAGCUGACACCGCUGGCCUGGGGCUGAGUGACUGCACGGCGAGCUGGAAUCACGGGCAGAGCUGCUCAAUUUACCUGCUUGAGGACCCUUCAGACCCUUCUAUUGACGGUAGAGAUUUGUAUCCAAAGGAAAAUCGGAUUAAUAUAAACUAUGCACAGCUUUGCGAGGAUAUCUGGAGACUACUCUGUCUGCAUGGCUAAUCUCGAAAUUGUCUGAAAUAAAUCCUUAGCGCAAGGAAUAGCGAGACACUUUCAAUUAGUUUUUUUUUUUUCCUCGAUGCUUUUUUUUCCAACCCCUUCUGCGAGAAUUUAACACUUCCACUGCAAGGUUUUUACAGGAGAAUGGGACACAUGCUGGAAAACUCACCACGCUUCAUAAAAACCACCGAGGUAACAGUUUCCAUCAUCGUUGUGGUAUGAAAGGUACUCUCUGGAUUGUCUGCUAGUGGCUAAGAUGGAUCAGUCUUUCUCUGUUUUUGUUGGCUAUGUGCUGAAGGAUCCGGAUUUACUGAAAUACUGACGCCUAUAAACUUGCUCCCUCUGUGCUGAAGGCAUUGGAUGUGACAGUGCAGAGAAACAUGUGUUUCACAUUUCUGACUGGUUGUUUUGGUGCAAUCAAUACCUCCACAAGAAACACGGACUUAGGUGGCGAUUAUCAUACCGGGAGGCACAGGGAGUGCUGCUUUUGGGCUGCAGGCGAAGUGAGCACAAAUCAAAGAGUCCACCAUUCCUCUGAAGUGGGGGCUUCUCUUGCCCAAAAACUCCGGGGCGAAGGCAGUGGGCGAUGUUCCCAACGCACCAAAGAGAGCCCGGCCUCGGGGUGCGGAAUGAGCAAUGACCAAAGCACUGUCAGCAGUGGCAGGCAGUCGGAUCGGAUGGGGAUCAGUGAGGCAAGAACGGUUGAAAGAAAGGUGGAUCGCAAAAUUAUUGCCCGAAGGAAUAGCAGGCGAGGCGGAAUGAUGAUAAAGUUAAACUUCUGUUUCAUCUUCUGUCGGGGAUGGUGGGCGUUUCUGUUGCUUCAGCUCCACAUGUUGCAAGCACUGGCACAAGAUGAAGUUGCACCGUACUUCAAGACGGAACCGGGCUUGCCCCAGAUACACCUGGAGGGCAACCGGCUGGUCCUGACGUGCCUGGCCGAAGGCAGCUGGCCCUUGGAAUUCAAGUGGUUGCACAAUGACAGUGAAAUCACCGCCUACUCCAGUGAAUACAAGUACGUGAUCCCCGCUCUGCGGAGGUGGGACGCUGGCUCUUACCAGUGCGUGGUGCGGAACAGGAUGGGCGCUUUGCUGCAGAGGAGAUCUGAAGUUCAAGUGGCAUACAUGGGAAAUUUCCUGGACACGGACCAGAGGAAAACAGUGACUGAAGGACAAGCUGCAGUUCUAAACUUCCUGCACAUACUCAGCUACCCCAGACCACAGGUGACGUGGUUUAGAGACGGGCACAAGAUUAUACCGAGCAGCAGAAUAGCCAUCACACUGGAGAAUCAACUGGUGAUCCUUGCGACAUCAGCAACCGAUGCAGGAAGCUACUAUGUCCAGGCGGUCAAUGAAAAGAAUGGGGAGAACAAGACGAGCCCAUUUAUUCAUCUCAGUGUAGCAAGUGCGACGGACCCGUCUGGCCCCGCGGCUCCCGUCAUCGUGGUCCCUCCCCACAACACCAGCGUGGUCGCCGGGAGCAGCGAAACCACACUGGAGUGUGUGGCCAGCGCAAGACCUCUUGAGAAACUAAGUGUGACUUGGAAGAGAAAUGGAGUAAAAAUAACCAGCGGCAUUAGCAGUUUUGGGAGACGACUCACAAUCGCCAACCCAACCUCUGCGGACGUGGGGAUGUACUUCUGCGAAGCGAACCUGAGAGACAGCACAGAGGAACCAGCAAGAGCAAAAGCCUUCCUUUCUAUCAUGGAACCACCGUAUUUUACGGCUGAGCCCGAGCGCGUGAUUUUGGCCGAAGUGGAGAAAGACGUGGACAUCCUGUGCCAGGCGAUGGGUGUUCCCAUUCCCACCCUGGUCUGGUACAAGGACUCUGUUCCCCUCAGCAAGCUGGAAAACCCCCGCUAUAAAGUCCUGCUGAGCGGUGGGCUGAGGAUCCAAGCGCUGCGUCCUCAGGACGCUGGAAUCUUCCAGUGUUUCGCUAGUAAUAAAGCCGGGGAGAUCCACACCUACACCUACCUGGACGUGACCAACAUUAAACCAGCAUUUAUCCAAGCUCCCGAGGACACCACUGUUACAGAGGGGAUGACCGCAGUGCUGACCUGCGAAGUGUCAGGGGCUCCAAAACCUGCCAUCUCCUGGAAGAAAGGAAACCAGAUCUUAGCCAGCGGCUCCGUUCAGAUUCCUCGCUUCAUUCUUCUUGAAUCUGGAGGGCUCCAGAUAACACCGGUUUUCCUUCAGGAUGCCGGCAAUUAUACUUGCUGUGCAGUCAACUCUGAAGGAGCCCUGAACGCUUUUGUGAUGCUGACGGUGUGGAAUCGCACUUUCAUUGUUCACCCUCCUGAGGACAGCACUGUGAUCAAAGGAACCACAGCCACUCUGCGAUGCGGAGCGACUCAUGAUCCCAGAAUUUCAAUCAGGUAUGUUUGGAAGAAGGACAGUGUUGUCAUAAAUCCAUCCAGCAGUUCCAGGAUCACAGUGGAGAGUGAUGGAACCCUCGUUAUCAGCCAGACGUGGUCAGGUGACAUCGGAGACUAUACCUGUGAAGUGAUUUCUUUUGGAGGAAAUGACUCCAGAAUGGCUCGACUCGAAGUGAUCGAGCUGCCUCAUUCCCCUCAGAAUCUUGUGGCCACUCUCAAUUCCUCCUACAGCCGCAGCGUGAUGCUCUCCUGGGUGCGUCCCUUUGAUGGAAACAGCCCCGUUCUUUACUACAUGGUUGAGCUCUCUGAGAACAAUUCUCCCUGGAAGGUUCACCUCUCCAAUCUUGACCCAAAGAUGACCAGUGUCACUGUGAGCGGACUAACGCCAGCCCGAACCUACCAGUUCAGGGUGUGUGCAGUGAACCAGGUGGGGAAGGGCCAGUACAGCUCUGAAACCAGCAGGUUGAUGCUACCCGAGGAGCCGCCCAGCGCCCCACCUAAAAACAUAGUGGCCAGUGGGCGCACCAAUCAGUCCAUCAUGGUCCAGUGGCAACCUCCUCCUGAGAGCGAACACAACGGGGUUCUUCAUGGCUACAUCCUAAGGUAUCGCCUGGCCGGCCUCCCUGGAGAAUACCAGUAUAAGAACAUCACCAGUGCAGAAAUCAACUACUGCCUAGUGAAAGACCUGAUCAUUUGGACCCAGUAUGAAAUCCAGGUGGCAUCUUACAAUGGAGCUGGGCUGGGAGCAUUCAGCAGACCUGUGACAGAGUACACUUUGCAGGGAGUUCCUACAGCUCCACCGCAGAACGUGCAAGUGGAAGCCGUGAACUCCACAACCAUCCAGUUCUUCUGGAACCCUCCACCCCAGCAGUUCAUCAAUGGUAUUAACCAAGGAUACAAGCUUUUAGCGUGGCCAGCGGAUGCUCCAGAGACUGUGACUGUGGUCACCAUCGCUCCAGAUUUCCAUGGCGUUCAUAGCGGCUGCAUCACCAGCCUGAAGAAAUACACUGCCUACUAUGCAUCGGUUCUGUGUUUCACCACGCCGGGCGACGGGCCGCGCAGCACACCCCAGCUCCUGCGCACCCUGGAAGACAAGCCAGGAGCGGUGGGACACCUGAGUUUCACUGAGAUUCUGGACACAUCUCUCAAGGUCAGCUGGCAAGAACCUGUAGAGAAAAAUGGCAUUAUCACAGGGUACCAGAUCUCCUGGGAGGUGUACGGCAGGAACGAGUCUCGUCUUGCCCGCGCGCUGCCCAACACGACGCUGGAGUACAAGAUCACGGGGCUGUCGUCCCUCACCACCUACACCAUCGAGGUGGCGGCCGUGACCGCCAAAGGGAGCGGCUGGGUCACGUCCUCCACCAUCUCCUCUGGCGUGCCCCCAGAACUUCCAGGUGCUCCAUCCAACCUGGUGAUUUCCAACAUCAGUCCUCGCUCUGCCACGCUCCAGUUCCGCCCUGGCUACGACGGCAAAACCUCCAUCUCCAAGUGGAUAGUGGAAGGCCAGGUUGGUGUACUGGGUGAUGAAGAAGAGUGGGUGAGUCUUCAUGAGGUGGAGAAUGAACCUGAUGCUCAGAUGCUGGAGGUACCAAACCUUACUCCUUACACUCAUUACAGGUUCCGGAUGCGGCAGGUGAACGUGGUGGGUCCCAGCCCGCUGAGCCAGCCCUCCCGUGUCAUCCAGACGCUCCAGGCUCCGCCAGAUGUUGCUCCCGGGAGCGUCACCGUGCGCACGGCCAGCGAGACCAGCCUGUGGCUGCGAUGGGUGCCCCUCCCCGACACGCAGUACAAUGGCAAUCCCGAGUCGGUGGGGUACAGGAUAAAGUUCUGGCGUGUGGAUCUGCCGUCUCUCUCCUUGACGAAGGUGAUUAAUGACCGAUUGGAAAGGGAAUCCACGAUCGAAGAUCUGGAGGAGUGGACAGAGUAUGAGCUGCAGAUCCAGGCUUUCAACGCCAUCGGGGCAGGACCGUGGAGCGAAGUCGUGAGAGGUCGCACGCGGGAGUCGGUUCCCUCUGCUCCUCCUGAGAAUGUCUCUGCUGAAGCCGUGAGUUCAACCCAGAUCCUCCUGACCUGGACCGCAGUCCCCGAGUCCGACCAGAACGGCCUCAUCCUGGGCUACAAGAUACUGUUCAAAGCAAGAGAUUUAGACUCUGAACCAAAGAGCCAAAUGGUACGAGGUAACCACACACAGUCUUGCCUGCUGUCUGGCUUGCGGAAAUACGUGCUCUACGAGAUACAGAUCUUGGCGUUCACUCGUAUCGGAGAUGGAGUGCCCAGCUCUCCUGCAGUUAUAGAAAGAACCAAGGAUGAUACCCCCGGGCCGCCCGUGAGGCUGGUGUUCCCCGAGGUGAGGCUGACAUCCGUACGGAUUGUUUGGCAGCCGCCGGAGGAGCCCAAUGGAAUCAUCCUGGGGUACCAGAUUGCCUACCGCCUGGCCAGCAGCAGCCCUAACAAGUUCACGACGGUGGAGGUUGGCUCGACAGUCAGGCAGUUUACAGCCACAGAUCUCACCCCUGAGUCAGCGUACAUCUUCCGGACGUCUGCCAAGACCAGGCAGGGCUGGGGGGAGCCGCUGGAAGCCACCGUGAUCACAACAGAAAAAAGAGAAAGACCAGCACCUCCCAGGCAGCUGAUGACCCCUCAGAGUGAUGUGUCAUCACGGAGUCUGCUGUUGAAGUGGGUCCCUGGAAGUGAUGGAUCUUCACCAAUACGAUAUUUCACAGUGCAAGUGCGAGAACUGCCAAAUGGAGACUGGCAAACCUACUCCUCUUCCAUCAGCCACGAGGCGACAUCGUGCAUUAUUGAAAGCUUGAACCCAUUCACCUCUUACAAACUGCGAGUGAAAGCAACCAACGACAUCGGGGACAGUGACUUCAGUGCGGAGACGGAGGCGGUGACAACUCUGCAGGACGUUCCAGGAGAACCCCCCAGUUCUGUGUUGGUGACUCCCCACACCACUUCAUCUGUCCUUGUGCAGUGGCAGCCACCCAAAACGGAGAGUCUGAACGGCUUGCUGUUGGGAUACCGCAUCUACUAUCGGGAGCUGGAUUACGACACUGGAUCUGGGAAAGAAUCAAAAACCAUCCAGAACCCCUCAGCUUUAAGAGCAGAGCUCACACCCCAAAGCAGCUUCAAGACAGUGAACAGCAGCUCUGCAUUAACGACGUAUGAAUUAACACAGUUGAAGAAAUACAAGAGAUAUGAGGUGCUAAUGACAGCAUAUAAUGUAAUUGGUGAGAGCCCUACCAGCACACCAGUGGAAGUCUUUGUGGGUGAAGCAGCACCGGCACUGGCCCCGCAGAACAUCCAAGUGAACUCCCUUUCAGCAAGCCAGCUGGAGCUCACCUGGGACCCCCCUCCUGCCGACAGCCAGAAUGGGAACAUCCAAGGCUACAAGAUUUAUUACUGGGAGAGCGACACCCAAAAUGACACGGAGAAGGUGAAGGUCCUUUUCCUCCCGGAGACAACAGUCCGACUCAAAAACCUGACCAGCCACACGCGGUACAUGGUCUGCAUCUCCGCAUUCAACGCGGCCGGGGACGGCCCCAGGAGCAGCCCCUCGCAGGGCAGGACACACCAGGCGGCACCCAGUGCUCCCAGCUUCUUGGCGUUCUCUGAAAUCACUUGCACUACACUCAAUGUGUCAUGGGGCGAGCCAACAGCAGCAAAUGGAGUCCUGCAGGGUUAUCGAGUAGUCUAUGAGCCUUUGGCUCCCGUCCAGGGGGUGAGUAAGGUGGUGACUGUGGAUAUUAAAGGGAACUGGCAACGCUGGUUGAAGGUCCGGGAUCUUACCAAGGGCAUGACCUAUUUAUUCAGAGUGCAAGCCCGAACGAUCGCCUAUGGACCUGAACUGCAAGCCAAUGUCACAGCUGGGCCAGCAGAAGGGUCUCCUGGCUCCCCUCAAGAAAUUCUGGUGACAAAAUCUGCUUCAGGGGUGACGCUACAAUGGACUGAGGGAGAUUCAGGAGAAAAACCCACAACUGGGUACAUUAUAGAGGCACGACCCUCAGACGAAGGACUGUGGGACAUGUUUGUGAAAGACAUCCCACGCAGUGCCACCUCCUACACGGUCGGCCUGGACAAACUCAAGCAGGGUGUGACCUAUGAAUUUCGGGUGGUGGCUGUCAAUGAAUUUGGCUAUGGAGAGCCAAGCAUUCCCUCUGUGGCAGUAUCAGCACAAACAGAAACCCCUUUCUACGAGGAAUGGUGGUUUCUGCUGGUGAUGGCUCUCUCAAGCGUGAUCCUCAUCCUCCUGGUGGUGUUCGCACUGGUUUUGCAUGGCCAGAGCAAGAAGUACAAGAACUGCAGCACAGGUAAAACUAUCUCCAACGUGGAAGAGUCGGUCACCCUGGAUAACGGAGGCUUCACUGCUCUGGAGCUCAACAGCAGACACCUCAACAUCAAGAGCACCUUCUCAAAGAAGAAUGGAACCAGGUCUCCUCCUCGCCCAAGCCCCGGGGGGCUGCACUACUCAGAUGAGGAUAUCUGCAACAAGUACAACGGAGCCGUGCUGACCGAGGGCCUGGGCCUGAACGAGAAGCCCUUAGAGGUGUCAGAGUCAGAGGCCACUGACUCGGAUUACGAAGACGAGUUGCCAAAGCACUCCUUUGUGAACCAUUACAUGAGCGACCCCACGUACUACAACUCAUGGAAGCGGCAGCAGAAAGGGGUGAAGCACCCGGCAUCCUACAGAUACGAGGAGUGUGCCGCCAGCGAGGCAGAACCCUAUUUCCAGACUGUCAUCACGACACAGAGCUCAGGAGGGGUGUACACCCCGACGGGACAGCCCGCGCCCGGCUCCCGGACUCCAGUGACAGGGUUCUCCUCCUUCGUCUGAGACGGGGCUGGGGGACGGAGCCGAAUCGCCGGCGGCACUCGGAGGGACCCGUCGCAGUGACUGUGUGUGCGUGGCCGGUGCGAUGAACUGUGGGUAACUUCUCUAUCAGGGUAGGCAAGGAUGGCAACACAAAUGAGGCUGGGGUUUGGUUUGGUUGGGGUUUUUUUGUUUCUUUGUUCAGUUUUGUUUUGUUUUCUUUUUCUGAAGACAAUCAACUCUAAAAUAUGGAGCUGAACUAGCUGAACCUUUGUUAAAAAAAAAAAAAAAACAAAAAAAGGAAUUCUGAAAAGUGAUGAUUUUAACCACUUGUGAAUAGUAGGGGUUUUUUAACUGCUUUUUGUAACACUGCUUCAGGAAGCAGCUCCCAUGCCCUUCUCUUCCCUCUUUCUUUCUCUCCCUUCCUCCUGUCCCCCCAUUCCCAAACAGGGAGGUGAAUUCCCUAGAUGCAAUGAGUGACUUUGUGAUGUGAUUUGAAGAGAAAACAUAAAACCUCCCAGGCUCCUUUUUCUUCCUUUUUCUCUGCUCUGUUUGCUUGUUUUUAAUUUUUCCCUGUCAUCAAGGUCAAGCAGGAAAACACAGAAAAGGGACAAAUUUUCACGUGAAAAGCAGACACCUCCUCUCUCCUCAUUGCUGCUCCCCAGAUCAGGAGCGCUGGCUGAACAACUUAGGCUCAGACGUGUCACUGUGCCUGCUCUAGGCUCACUACUGGUGUAUCUAUACGGAAUUACUGACCUGCUUUUCUUUCUUGUACAAAUGGGACCUGCUGCAUUCUUUAAAUAUUCCAACUCCAGGGCCUUUAGAAGAAGAGAUGGCUCAAAAGAGCACGGUAGGCGGCAGUGGGUGAAGCAAGUGGGAAGAAUUCAGAUGCAAGGUCACUUUAUUUUUGGUGUGGCUCUAUUCCUCCCUUGUGGACCGCAUGUGCCAUUUGAAUUAGUCAUUUCUUUAAAAGUCAAAGGACGCAACCCAGCAAGCCAGAGGAAUCUUUCAAUUAAGAUUGCAGUGGCAAGCUAGAGAGUCUACUAAUUGACGAGGUUUUUGAUCAUCAAAGUUAUCUUGCCAUGUCAAUAGGAGUUGAGCAUCGUUCCUCGCCCAGACUCUGCAGUGCUGCUUAUUGGUCUGUAAAAAGUACACGGUCGCUGGGUUUCUUUGAUUUUAUUUUUUAGUACAAAGCCACGUCACACAGACUGGGUGAGUUUUGGUGUCCACAGGUGCCUUUUAUUGAUUCUUCAGCUUCAUAUCUGGGAGAAGCAACAAAGUGUCUCCAGAUAAAGCUAACCAGGUUUUUCAAGCAUUGGGGUCAUGAAUUACCUUGUGCAGGUUUACAGGCUUUGUGCACUGGAAGCUCUGUCCUUUGGAAAGAAGAGAGGAGAUUUUCAGUUUAUUUUUCAUCCUUUUGUAUAGCUCCCUUUUUGUUUUCUUCUUUCCUAUCCUUUUCCUGAGUCUGUCAUGUUUAGCAGCAAUUUGUUUACUCGCGAGGAAGUUGUCAGGGGUUUAAAGAAUCCGAGUCCAGCCCUUGGACCUAUGAAUGGUCCUGGAUCACCAGACUUUUUACCACAAGAGUUGGAAAGGCGAAUUUGGAAGUAGGCAAGUUCUUGCCACUCUGGCAUUUGGCAUUUCCCCCUGGGUAGAUGCAGGUUAGCCAGGUGUCCUGCUGCUUGCUAACAUCUCAUCAGGGCACAUGUGGGCACUGUUACUAUUGCAGAUUGUCCCUGUCCUCUCUGGAGGGAUGUGGGACAUCCAUGGCGCUGGGUGAUGGUGUCUUCAAGGCAGGUUGUUGAAACCCAGUGUUGAUUACGGUGGCUGCCUGUUCCUACUCGUGGGGGCUGGUUGGAAGUAGCCUGGUGGCACCUCACCUGAAGAGGGUGAGGUCCAAGGGCAAGCUCAGCCUUGCUGUCACCUUUCAGUGCCUCUUGGACAGGGCACACGACCUCGGAACUGCUUUUGCUCUUCGGCACGGCCUCUGAGCGCUGCUGCUCUUGGUGCAUACGGAUUCUGGAUGGCUUUGGCGCUGGAUUGCUGUUCCUCUCCAAAGGCUCCAGAAUGAAAAACAAAUAAAAUCAAAACCAAAUACUCCAGUGGGUGUGCUUAAGGGCUUUUGAGUUUGGGAUAAUGACCCACAGCUCAUUAGAUGGCAAGGGAAAUGCAGAGACGCGGGCUUGAGCCAAAACCCUGUGAGCCAUCCCCGUCUCUGCACCUGGGUAGGAUGUGUGUGGGAUGGAGAAGGGGCUCCAAAGAGGAUGACGUGGAGUUUACUAAAAAACAAACAAAAACCCCACUGCCUUCUGUGCACUUUGACUGUUCUCUUAAGCCAUAUGGACUUUGCUUUAAUCACUGAACUGACAAAAAUUUGUUUGCAGUCUGAGGGGUUUUUUUGUUUCUUAAACAAGAUCAUCUACGUGACUUUCUGAUCUGUUUUCUUUCUCCUUUGUUAUUUCCUGCAUCAGAUUACAUAUUUUUAAACACCUUGUUUUAUAUACACGUGACAUAGCAAUGCAAAUGCUGUUGGAAUCUUAAUGGCGCUUAUCCAACGUGAGAGGUAGUGCUAUAGGAGGAGCCUUUAAAGGGCCGCCAAGGAUUUAGGGACAUAAACCAGUAGAAAGUAGAACGAACACCAAAGAGUUUGCUCCAAAGGAAAGCAUAGUAUGAGUAGCUCUGUAUCUCCUGAAUAAUGCCAGAUCUGAAUUGGUGUAAGGUGCAGUUACUCCCUGGGGCUGACCUGAUAUCACAUUGAGCAAAAAAAGCAAGGAAACCAUAGGGAAUGAGGGAAAUGGGCUCUGUGGCCACUGCUCCACUGAAGGACAACACGGGGAGCAGCACAAUCCGUACAAAGCAGGGAGAAGAGACUAUUCCUUUUUUUCUCAGAGCCAUCUGCAACUAAAAAGCCUGAGCUUGCUGGGGACCUGCUGGGUUGGCUGCGUGGCCCUUUUCUUCUGGCUGCUGCUGAAAUAAAAGCUCAGGUGUGAUUCCUUUAGGACCUGUUGUUCUGAACAAAGGCAUUUCUGUUCCAUUGUAGUCCACACUGUUGUUGCUCUGGGUUUAGUUUUGUUCAGGUGUUGGCUUUGCUUACACGUUGUUUUAUUUUACUUAGGCAAUUGCAGAGCAUGGAAACUCAGUCUUGCUCAUCACUAAGAUGAGCACAGAACGUGUGUUCUGCUGCCCAGGAUCCUGUAGAACUAUAUGCGUGAUGCCUGUGCCGCCUUGUUACCAUGCUGGACUUGUAAAAUAUAAUUAACGGGUAGGUUUUAUUUACCUCAGAUAUCAGGUAAAUUGUUCUAUCUGGAAGGAAACACUCCAUCAGUUAGCAAGGAAGCUCUCUUUCAAGCUGUAAUCUUUGGGAAUCACAGCCUUGAAAUAUGACUUUUAAACAUUAGUUGUCAUGUUACCCAUCAAAUCCACUUCUGUUUCCAUCUUCCUGUUUAGAAAAAUGAAGGCUUAUAUUUAAAAUGCCUUCUUAGAGUAUUUUUCUGUAGUUUCUGUACUUAUUUAUUUGCAUUCCCAUGUUUCUCCAGUCUCUUGGUGGUUGUUACUAAAAAAUAAAAACAACUUCAUGAAAUGACCAAGGGAGACAUUUCAGGGAAUGCUUUAAUAGCUCAUUUUUCAUGCAAUAGCCAUGGAGACAUCCUAUUUCCUGCAGGAGAAAAAAGGGCCCAAGCCUUUACCCUGCUCCCAGGGCUAAGAUGCCACCAGCCAUCACCACCAGCAAUGCUCCCAGCUCUCCCAACAGCACCGAGCACCAGGUUGUUCCUAUCACAAACCACGUGAGGGAUGGAGCAUUUUAGCCCCCAAAAGUCUGUAUCACAUAUUGGGUGCCCCCCACUGUAACCCACACCCUUGGGUGGAAUAUUCCUGGGGUGUAUUAGAAGGGGGUUGGUUAGUAGGUCGAGAGAGGUUCUCCUGCCCCUCUACUCUGCCCUGGGGAGACCACACCUGGAAUCUUGUGUCCAGUUGUGGCCCCUCAGUUCCAGCAGGACACGGAACUGCUGGAGAGAGUCCAGCGCAGCCACCAAGAUGCUGAAGGGAGUGGAGCAUCUCCCGUGUGAGGAAAGGCUGAGGGAGCUGGGGCUCUGGAGCUGGACAAGAGGAGACUGGGGGGGGACUCAUUCAUGUUUACAGAUAUAUAAAGGGUGAGUGUCAGGAGGAUGGAGCCAGGCUCUUCUCGGUGACAACCAGUGACAGGACAAGGGGUAAUGGGUUCAAACUGGAAUGGAAGAGGUUCCACUUAAAUUUGAGAAGAAGCUUCUUCCCGGUGAGGGUGGCAGAGCCUGGCCCAGGCUGCCCAGGGGGGUUGUGGAGUCUCCUUCUGUGCAGACAUUCCGACCCGCCUGGACACCUUCCUGUGUAACCUCAUCUGGGUGUUCCUGCUCCAUGGGGGGAUUGCACUGGAUGAGCUUGCCAGGUCCUUCCAACCCCUGACAUUCUGGGGUUCUGUGAUUUUCCGUUCCCAUCUCUUAAUGCUCUGAUGUUGGUGCACAACCAGUGCUGCUGGGUGAGAGCGGCAGCGGUGAGAAGGGACAAGAGAGGGCACUGUUUUCCUUUCAACGGUGAUAAUCUCUUUCGCCCCUUCUUGGGGAGGGCAACAAGAAGCCACAGCACAGAGAGCAAAGGGUUUCAUCAUCAUUUACUAAAGGAAUCACACUGCGGCCAGUGAUCCCGCUUGUGGAAGCAGUUGGCCUUACUGAAGAAAAAAGCAAACAAAACACAAACACAAAACACACAACCCAGAGAAAAAGAAACUAAUCCUUUACCCAGAAGGAUUUUUUUUUCCUCUUCAUUUUGAAUGUUAGAGCCAGGGAUGCUCUGCAGAUGGGCCAAGAUCUCAUUUUUCCUGCUUAUACCCAGGUCUCUGCCAGAAGCUGCUGUAGCAAUUGUUUAGAAUAAAUAUCCAAGUCUGUCUUGACAUGCGGAUACAUCUAUUAUCCUUGUCAUUGCUCCCCUCAAGAAAUCCAUUGGGUCAUACAAAGAUUAUCCAGUCUGCUCUCCAAAAAGGGAGGAGAGAUGGCUGUUUAUUCAUAGCGAGCACUAGUGUCUUCUCCCACUUGCUGUUUGCAGACUAAACAGGGGAAUUUAUUUCAGAAAAAUCCUUUUAUAAAAAGAAUUUAUUAGGAAACUUAACAAAACAAAACAAAAAAAACAUUAAAAACAGCACAAAGCACACACUCCACCCAAAAAAAAUAACCUCUGGCAGGGCCAUUAGAAAUCUUGAAGUCCUAGAAACCUGAGACUUUUAAGACUGAAUAUGAUCCCCAAACCCCCUGUCUUUAGUGAUCUGCUUUAUCAAUAGCAGCCAAAAGGGCACAUGCAAUGAGGGGUUAUAUUUGGAGAGGAGAAGCCAUCAUGGAAUAGUCACUAGAUGGGCAAGUCAUACUGCAAACAGCUUCAUUCAACCUGGAGUUCCUGCUAGUUCAAUCACAUUUAUUAGGUUGGUUUUGUGGGGUUUUUCCAGUGUAUGUGGAGUCCAUACAUCGUCGUGGCGUUACUAGAGGUUAAAUGGGAGAGGUAUAGAAUCCUAGUAUCUCUUAGGUUGGAAAAGACCCUUAAGGUCAUCGAGCCCAACCAUAAAUGGUCAAACCAUAAGUUGCUGUGGUGUUUACACAAAGCCACAUGCACGACAAUGUGGUUGUACAGUGUCCAUUGAAACCUCCUCGUGGACAACCACCCUUGAACUAGGAGCACACUCACCCCAAGACUGAACAUUUUGGGCUGGGCAUGGGCCUUAAAUGGCUCUACCUGAUAAGUCAGGUCUUCAGUUCUUUGUAUUUCUGUGUUCUGUUUCUUCUCCCCCACGUCUCCACCCCCAGCCGUCCCAGAUAGAAGUUUGUUGCACUUUGUGAAGGGAUAAAUUUGCCGCUUCCGAUGAUAGAGAGCCACAACAGAUAAGCACACACGUGACACAUGGGACAGGUGAGAUAUGUUUGAACAAGGGGUGAAAUACUGUUGCUACUUGAGAUCCAGGCUCUGACUCAGAAUUUUAUCUUCUCAAAAUUGCCACCUGCCUAUUUUUAGACAGCCCUGGAGCCUCAGGGCUUGGCAGGAAAUUAAUUAUUUUUAUGCUGUUUGAUCACUGUGCACUUUCUUGGACCUUGACUCGCUGGAUAUAGAGGCUGGAAUGAGAUUACAGAGCUUUAUCUUGAAGUUUUUCCCAUUUAUGUCCAGUUCUCCAGACCUGGGAAUGAAUCCUUUCUGCUAAUGUGCUGUGGGGGUGUUCUGCAGGUGGGACACCUGGGAGGUGCCACCUGUGCUCCCCCCUUGAUGUCAUUAAGCUCCUGGGCAGUGCUGGGAUCGGUGGGAGCUCUUGGGUAGCAAAGAGACAUGGUAUUAUGGUGAGUUUGUAGCUGGUCACUUUGCCACUCUUCGGAUGGAGUCCAUCCUCUGAUUUGGUAUCUGCUGUCAGUUUAGGGGUAGGACCACCUUACACAGCUGUGUUUGAGUUCCCCUUUGGUGUACUACAGUUAUCGGAUCGUUGCUUUUACUUCCGUGUCUCCUUGGGGAUUUGCCCUGGAUUUUUUUUCCACACCUCUUGUUAGCCUCACCUUCACCACUCCACUAUUUUAUAUGAGAAAGUUACUUCUUCUUUUGCAAACUUGCUUCUAAUUAAAAGAACCCUUUUUGAAA
Columba livia (rock pigeon) is the source of this 14634-nucleotide messenger RNA. It is a transcript of the gene SDK1, whose product is annotated as sidekick cell adhesion molecule 1. The coding region runs from base 1195 to 8022 and encodes 2275 amino acids. Gene Ontology annotation, molecular function: protein binding. NCBI's taxonomy places the organism in Eukaryota, Metazoa, Chordata, Aves, Columbiformes, Columbidae. Gene Ontology annotation, biological process: cell-cell adhesion. The transcript is spliced from 46 exons. The record is from RefSeq and is a predicted model, not a curated record.